AUUUUGGGUCCACGUGUAUUUCUAUUAAUUUAAAGCCGUAAUUCUCGCUUUUGGCGGUUUUGAGUUGAACUGCGUUUGUCCGUGCGGCGUUCGCAAGUGUGCGCUUCAAGAUGACCAUCCGCCCAGCAUACAGGCCCAAGAUCGUGAAGAAGCGCACCAAGCACUUCAUCCGACACCAGUCGGAUCGAUAUGCUAAGCUGUCGCACAAAUGGCGCAAGCCCAAGGGUAUCGACAACAGAGUGCGUCGCCGCUUCAAGGGACAGUAUCUGAUGCCCAACAUCGGUUACGGAUCGAACAAGCGCACCCGCCACAUGCUGCCCACCGGAUUCAAGAAGUUCCUGGUGCACAACGUGCGCGAGCUGGAGGUCCUGCUCAUGCAGAACCGCGUCUACUGCGGCGAGAUCGCCCACGGCGUCUCUUCCAAGAAGCGCAAGGAGAUCGUCGAGCGCGCCAAGCAGCUGUCGGUCCGCCUCACCAACCCCAACGGUCGCCUGCGUUCUCAAGAGAACGAGUAAGCUUAAGAUUCUUGAGAGUUCUUGUAACGUGGUCGGAAUACACAUUUGUAAACGUUAAUAUACCGGACUUUUAGUUAAAAGAG
This is a messenger RNA of Drosophila sechellia, 598 nucleotides long. It is a transcript of the gene RpL32, whose product is annotated as Ribosomal protein L32. The record is from RefSeq and is a predicted model, not a curated record. Gene Ontology annotation, biological process: translation. The transcript is spliced from 3 exons. Gene Ontology annotation, molecular function: structural constituent of ribosome. Gene Ontology annotation, cellular component: cytosolic large ribosomal subunit; ribosome. NCBI's taxonomy places the organism in Eukaryota, Metazoa, Arthropoda, Insecta, Diptera, Drosophilidae. The coding region runs from base 111 to 515 and encodes 134 amino acids.